AUGGGUUUGGAGGGGCUUGUCCACCGGCAGGCUGUCCUUGGGUCUUACAACACCCAACGUCUCCUAACCUUCCUAGAGGAGCUAAAAGAUAUCCUCCUGGACCGCCAACACCAUCCUGGGCCCGAACAUCCCAUUUAUGUGAUCAUUUGGGACAAUGUACGCUUCCACAGAACAAACCAAAUCAGAGAGUGGUUCACCACCAACAGGACACAUUACCUGCGAGGGGUGAACAACAACCUGCAGCCAUGGGGCACCGCUGAAGGCAGGAAGAAGUUCGGUCUCAAACCGGCCAAUCCCACGGAGGAGGGUCUGGCCAGCCUGCACAGCGUGCUGCUACGGAAACAGCCCUACCUGUGGCGUGCGGCUCUGCUCUACUACACGGUGUACCACGCCAGCAGCAUGAGCUUCAGCCGGCUCUUCAGCCACAUCGCCCGCUUCGUCCGGGACCCGGACGUCCGCUGGGAGUACUGCCUGAGAGCCAAGAGGGGACAGACGGACACCUCGCAGCCCGGUUGCUUCAGUAAAGACCAGGUUUAUCUGGACGGGAUCCUCCGAAUCCUUCGGCACCGAAGGGCCAUCGACUUCAAGAUGUUGACUUCUUUAGGCAAGGUGUCCUACGAAGAUGUGGAGAGGCUGCGGCAUCUGGCGGUUCUCCCACGGACCAGAAUCCCACACUUCAUGCGAGACCAGGAGCGGUACCUGCAACACCUGGAUCACAUCGUUGCGGUCAACGAAGUGGACGAUUCAGCGCUGCAACAUCUGCUACCCUGACCCGGUCCUGAUUCCAAGAAGAAGAAGAAAGUGGAGGACGCUGGUACACUGACUGUAUCAUGUGGUGCGCUAAAGAUCACUUAAAAUAUCAAGUAUUAUCGAUGCUUUAUUGGAGCGAUUUUUGUAAAACUUGAAUGACGCGAACAAAAGGGACGUACACACUAACACCUCUAUCUACAUUUCACUUCUGUCCAAUGCAUGUCCUCUUCCUGUCUCGUCUUUACUCCCACUAUAAAGUUACCUCAAUACUGCAACUCUACGAUGUAACCAACAUUAUAUAUGUAGACUCAUACAUAGUCACUGCAUCCAGCGCCUGUACAGGACACUGCUAACAUGUCGUGUACAGAUUCAUAAUCACAUGCUUUAUUUAUGCAAUUAUUUAAGUUUUUUUUACUUUGAGAGAACAAACUGAAUGUCUCUGGUAUUAGCUUUAUACCUUUUAUUUUUUUUUUUUUAGAUGAAAUUGUUUAAUGCCUUAGAUUGUUGGCUUUUUAAUAAAAAAGGACACCAAGGACACGUCAAAUCUCUCGGGAAGUCGUUACUGAGACCAUGAAUCUUUUUAAGAUAUCAAGUGCCAGUGGACUCAGUUAAGUAUUCAAACAUUCCCCAGGGUGGCUUUUAAAAUAUCAGUAUUAUUAAUUAGAUAAUCAGCUGUGUUGUUUCUGCCUUCAGUGUGUCCUUGGUGGUCUUUUCAUAUCAGUAUGCUACUGUGAUGUGACCCGUCCCGAAGCUCCCUCCUCUGCGGCAACCAAACUUUCUUUUGCGACAUUAAAGGGAUAGUUAAACUAUUAUUAGCUUUCUUGCAGGGUGUUAGAUGAGAAGAUUUAUGCUACUUAAGCCAGCAUAGAUACCACAAAGGGGGAAAGAGCUCGACAGGUUGGAAAUGUAAAAAACAGUUACCCCGAGCAGCAAUUCACAGCUUAGAAACUGCAGGUCUGUCAGUCUGCAGAUUUCUCCACAUGUUGAAGCAGUAUUCACUGGGCUCAAAUAAGAUAAAAACAAAACAAAGUGUAAGGAAUAGCUACUCUAGCAUGUCUGGCUAUACCUACAGCAGUUACUGAGCAUUACUUCCAAGGCCAAGGGGCAUAUCAUUAACUUGUUACAUUAGUUUGUGGGGUCACUGGUUGUGUUCAGAUCCGGCACAUCCACUGUGUGGAAGGCGACCCUGGGUGCCAACAGAGUUUAUGCUAACGUCUGCGGCUCUGUCCUGCUAUUUAAUUGGAUUUUGGGGACGUUUACGCUCCAGCAACCACAGCCAAUGCUACCUGAGAUAGUGUUAACGAUUGCCAAACACAUCAGUUAAUCCUCAUCCUGAAAGCCCUUAUCUCUGUUAAAACAUACAGUUUAAAAAUACAAGCUAGUAUGUAAGCUAAACAGCCAAACCAAGGGUUAUGUCAGAAUGAAAAUAACAGAUUGAACUCGGAUAAUGAGGGUGCAGAGUUUUUGCCAGGGACCUGUUACUGUAGGUCUUUUAGCUUGAUAGAAUGGAUGUAGCCAUCAAGUGCAUUUACCCUUUUUGACAGGAAUCUCUCCUUAAAAGGGAAUCAGCUGAGGAAAUUUAAGUCAGCAAGAGUUUCUAACCAAUUUAUGGAAUUAACGUUAGUUUAAUUAUACUGAGCUAUGCUGAUCAGACAGCAUGGGUAUUGCACAGGUGUGCCUUAGGCUGGCCACAAUAAAAGGCCACUCAAAAAUGUGCAGUUUUUCUGUAUUGGGGGGUCUGGAAACCAGCCAAUAUCUGGUGUGACCACCAUCACGCUGUGCAACACAUCUCCUUUGCAUAGAGUUGAUCAGAUUGUUGA
Micropterus dolomieu (smallmouth bass) is the source of this 2570-nucleotide messenger RNA. RefSeq lists its product as uncharacterized. NCBI's taxonomy places the organism in Eukaryota, Metazoa, Chordata, Actinopteri, Centrarchiformes, Centrarchidae. The record is from RefSeq and is a predicted model, not a curated record. The transcript is spliced from 4 exons. Bases 1 to 771 code for a protein of 256 amino acids.